AUACAGUACAACCCAUAUCUCUUUCUCUCUCUCUCUCUCUCUCUCCUGUGUGUGUGUGUGUUUGUGAUGAGGUCUGCAGCAGCAGCACCCAUGACCCUCGUGCAUUAAGGGCUCUCUGUGUGUGGACUCUGAUGAAGAUUCUAAUAUAAGCCCCGGCAUGUGAUUCUUUCAAUGUUCUCUUUGCUUCUCAUCCCGGGGGGAAUUUGCUUCUGCAUGAGUAGAGAACAAGUAUUCUAGCUAGCUAGCUAUCUACCUACUUCAUUUUAAUGCAUAUUUGUAAGGAAGGGAGUUAGGUGAUGUGGAAGAGCUGGCUAUUUAUAAGAGGAGAUGUUUUGGUAGCAGUUUCACUCAAUCAGUACCAAAGAGAACCUCUAAUUUCCUUUCUCUUGGGGUUGGGUGCUUAAUUAAAAAACUUUGAAGCUUUCUCAUCACUUUCAUUUCAGCAAUCAUGGCUAAUUCAUCAAACAGACACUGGCCAAGCAUGUUCAAAUCCAAACCCUGCAACACCACCCUUCGCCAAUGGCAGCAUGACGUUAACUCCCCUCUAAUUUCAUCUGGGGCUUGCCACAGAACCCCUUACACUUCAGGGACCGGAUGUGAAGAGAGAACUCCUGAGCCGAAACCACGAUGGAACCCUCGGCCGGAGCAAAUCCGCAUACUUGAAGCCAUCUUUAACUCAGGAAUGGUGAAUCCUCCAAGGGAUGAGAUACGAAAGAUUAGGGCUCAGUUGCAGGAAUAUGGUCAGGUGGGAGAUGCCAAUGUUUUCUACUGGUUUCAGAACAGAAAAUCAAGAAGCAAACACAAGCAGCGCCAACUCCAAAACGCCAAGUCUCAGCCUCAACAAACCACCACAUCUCCGCCUAUCACAACCAAUAUCUCCACCGCCUUUCUCACUGCUCCGUCUUCCUCUUCAUCCUCUUCUGAUAAAUCAUCUCCGCAUAAUUCAAACGAAAAGAGCCUUUCUGUUGGCCCAACCACUGUGGUUGAUUUACUGAAUUCUCCUACUGCUUCUGUGAACCAACCCUUUUUCCAGACUCCAAACGAGUUCUUGGCCGAACCCUUCUUUUUCCCAGUGCAACAAAACCCUGGAGGAUCAACUUCUGCAUCUGUAGCACAAGGGUUUUGCUUUCCUGAUGUAUCCGAUGUCCCUGAUCAGAGUGCAACCAACUGCCCGAAUUUAUUGCUUAAUGAACUGAUGCUGAUGAGCAAUUGCCCUUCAAAGAAGGAUGAAGAUCAUGAGAAGAUGAAACUUCAGCAAAAUCUUAGUUACACCGAAACUCCUGCACCAAACACUACUCAACCCCUUGUUCCUCCAUGUCUUUCAAUCCCAUCUACUAACAAUCAGAUUCUUCAAGGUUUGGGCGAACAGGGUCCCGCAAAAUCGACGGUGUUCAUUAACGAUGUUUGCUUUGAGGUGCGGGUGGGGCCGUUCAAUGUGAGAGAAGCAUUUGGUGAUGAUGCAGUGCUGAUACAGUCCUCCGGGCAGCCAGUUCUAACCAAUGAGUGGGGAGUGACGCUGCAACCCCUCCAGCACGGCGCCUUUUACUAUCUCUUGCGCCCUUUCACACCUUCCCCCGAUGAUAUCAGGACCAUUCAUCUCAUGUAGAAGAAUUGAUGAGGAAGGUGGUUGAAGCGAUGGAGGAUCCGCUGAAUUCUGAGUAUUACUUUCUAGUUUUAUAGCGUCUGUUUUUAAAUUUCCUUUUAUAUUAUGAAGAACUACUCAUCUUCUUUAAUUAGGAGAUGAAGCCUAUAUAUAUAUAUGGUUUCUUCCUUGUGCU
Molecule: messenger RNA, 1778 nt
Organism: Sesamum indicum (sesame)
Lineage: Eukaryota; Viridiplantae; Streptophyta; Magnoliopsida; Lamiales; Pedaliaceae
Gene: HB-3
Product: homeobox-3
Biological process (GO): regulation of developmental process
Molecular function (GO): DNA binding; DNA-binding transcription factor activity
Source: RefSeq, a predicted model, not a curated record